Saccostrea cuccullata (small rock oyster) is the source of this 1026-nucleotide messenger RNA. RefSeq names its product cell division control protein 42 homolog. Gene Ontology annotation, biological process: small GTPase-mediated signal transduction. Gene Ontology annotation, molecular function: GTPase activity; GTP binding. NCBI's taxonomy places the organism in Eukaryota, Metazoa, Mollusca, Bivalvia, Ostreida, Ostreidae. Bases 71 to 628 code for a protein of 185 amino acids. The record is from RefSeq and is a predicted model, not a curated record. The transcript is spliced from 2 exons.
GCGACGUGACAAAUCAUGCACACACAACCUUACCGUAAAAUCUGAGGAAAGAGUCAAAAACGAUUCAAAGAUGGUGUUGUCUGUUUCUAAAUCUCUUCAGUGUACCGUGUUAGGAGAUGGCUUUGUGGGAAAGUCUAGUUUAGUAGAACGAUUUCUUGGAGGAGAUUUCAAUAACGAGUAUGUAGCCACGUUACAGGAUGAUUACACUGCAAAAUGCAAAGUCAACGGGGAGAACCUCUUCGUGAACAUCACUGAUAUUGCUGGAGAGCAUGACGACCUGACAUCCAUGGAAACACCUGACGUUUUUGUCGUCUGCUUCAGUCUUGCGGACAAAGACUCCAUGGAAAGUGUGCUCAACUUUUGGAUUCCAAGAAUCAAGCUCCAAGAUAAAGAAACACCUAUUGUUCUGAUUGGCACCCAAUCAGACAAGAGACGAGCAAACAGAAAAGAACACGUUUCUACUGAUGAAGGCUUCACUUUGGCCACAUCCAUUGGUGCUGCUGCAUAUGUGGAGUGCUCAGCAAAAGACACCAUGGGGGUAGAUGUAGCCUUUUACAGCAUCCUGCUGGCCAGUAACCAGUGCACCAUGGGAAAACCAAGUCUCUUUAAACGCAUUUAUGAUAGAUGAAAAGCUGGACAGAAAUUGGCGCUAUGGUCCUUGAGCCAUAGUUCGAAUUCAUAAUAAUCUGUGUUCAGAUACAUUUGCAGUGACGAAUUCUCACGAGAUGUUUCGUCACUCAGAAUUCCAGGAGUCAAGCGUCCAUUCUUCACGAGACAGACAGGCCUUCACGUUAAUUGCUGUCAAUCAGGACAAAUAAGAAGGACAUUAAUUGUCUCCACAUGCUAAAUCAGGAAAUAUUACAACAGAAUUAAGAAUUUUAAGAGACUUAAUAAUUUCUUUUUCUUGAGACUUCCAACGUACAAAGAAGCCUUUGUAUUUUGUACUGCUUGAAUAUAAAUAUUUAAUAUCACCGACGAAUUCUUAAGAUAUAUUACAUGUAUUUAUGGUUAUAUUUAAUCAUAUGA